GGUCCCUGGUCUUGCUGCUGAGUGUGCAGCGCCCAGCCCGUCCCUGCAGGGGAUGGGACAUCACCUGAAAGGAGCUGCCGGUGUCGCCUGCGGGGGAAUCCGCCUCGGCUGAUCUCCCCGCGGGAUUUGCCCUGCCUCUGUUGUUCGAGCCGAGCGUGUGUGUGCAUGUGCGCUGACAAGAACCUCUCCGGGAGCUGUUUGCCAGACUCACCCACUUACUGGGAACCGAACCAACCACCCUUCCCCUCCCCUCACACACUCAGAAAAGCCCUGGGUGUGCAGGAGGGCUGCGGCUGMGAAGGAGCUUCCCUGCUCCCAGAGGAACCCGGAUCCGGACACCUUCCUCCGGCCCUUUCCCACCUGGACAGCCCUGGGACACGGCACAGCACAGGAUGAGAGGACCCUGAUCACCAGUGUGCCAUCACACCCUGGCCAUGCCCUGUGCUGGACACUUCCCACCCCACAGCCCCCGGUGAGCGGGGAAGGAGCCUGAGCCUCCUCCAGGUCGGGUGACUCUGGUCUCCCCCGGCUGCCAUGGAUUGGAAAACGCUGCAGGCGCUGCUCAGUGGGGUCAACAAAUACUCCACAGCCUUCGGCCGCAUCUGGCUCUCCGUGGUSUUUGUCUUCCGCGUGCUGGUCUACGUGGUGGCGGCCGAGCGYGUCUGGGGCGACGAGCAGAAGGAUUUUGACUGCAACACGCGGCAGCCGGGCUGCACCAACGUGUGCUAUGAUCACUUCUUCCCCGUCUCCCACAUCCGCCUGUGGGCCCUGCAGCUCAUCUUUGUCACUUGUCCGUCCCUCCUGGUCAUCAUGCACGUGGCCUACAGGGAGGAUCGUGAGAAGAAGAACCGGGAGAAGAACGGGGAGAAUUGCCCCAGGCUCUACAGCAACACAGGCAAGAAGCACGGCGGGCUGUGGUGGACCUACCUGCUCAGCCUCUUCUUCAAGCUGAUCAUAGAGAUCCUGUUCCUCUACCUCCUCCACAAGAUGUGGGACAGCUUCGAUUUGCCACGGCUGGUCAAGUGCUCCAACGUGGAUCCCUGUCCCAACACCGUGGACUGCUACAUCGCUCGGCCRACCGAGAAAAGGGUCUUCACCUAUUUCAUGGUGGGAGCCUCCUCCAUCUGCAUCGUCCUCACCGUCUGUGAGAUCUUCUACCUCAUCUUCAAACGAGUUGCCCGGAAGGCGAAGAAGUGGAAGAAAUCCACCAAGCGCUCCGUCAGCUACAGCAAGGCCUCCACCUGCCACUGCCACCUCAAGUCRGAGGAGAAGGACAACAAGUCCCAGACUAGAGGAGAAGAGCCGUGAGCUUGCCCAUCCCAGCCGGUUCACAUCCCCUUGGCCCAGCAGCUUUUCCAGCCUGCCGAGUCCCCGAACCCUCAAGAGUCGACCCCUGUGAAAAAUGACUAAACCCAAAAAAGUAAUGUCCCUGGGUGCCUGAGCAGACACAGGUAAGGCAAGGGCAGCCCUGGAGCUCUGCAGGCGACAGUGCCACCAGCAAGGACAUCACAACAACACACAGAUCCUGAUCCUCUGUGCCCAGCAGCUCCUCUUGGGUCCUGCAGCUCUGCUGCCCCCAUGCUGGGUGUGAGGGCACUGGUGUGAGUGUCACCCAGCACAGUGACAGCCCCCCCAGCUCACUGUGCCUCACCCACGCACAGUCCCGAGCAUCGCUUUCUUUUGUACCAAGAAAACAAAGGAAUUCCGKGCUCGGCACCGUGGCUAGAGCUGUCUUCAUGCACCCAAAGUAAUGAGAGAGAAGCAGGGCUCCAGGCUGUCAUCAACUGUUCUGCUAGCCCAGUUUGCCCAGUUUGCCCCUACUGGGUCAAGGCAGCUUCUCUCCCUUGGCCCACACAAGCACUGUGGCAAGUCCUGCCCAAAAUGCCCUCGCUGGCUCUGCUGCUUCCCUCAGUGCCUUUUGUGUCCCCUCGGACGCACAUCACACCCAGCACGAGCUACAGAUCAAAAGGUCAAUAAAUGUCAUGUUUUGAGACAGCA
Malurus melanocephalus (red-backed fairy wren) is the source of this 1998-nucleotide messenger RNA. Its product is annotated as gap junction beta-3 protein-like. NCBI's taxonomy places the organism in Eukaryota, Metazoa, Chordata, Aves, Passeriformes, Maluridae. The record is from RefSeq and is a predicted model, not a curated record. Gene Ontology annotation, cellular component: connexin complex. The transcript has 4 exons. Gene Ontology annotation, biological process: cell communication. Bases 535 to 1308 code for a protein of 257 amino acids.